AUGCAAAAAUCGAGAUCAGAGCCUAAUAAUCGACUUGGAAAUCCUUUCAUACUGCUGAAUGAAUCAAAGAGAAGACAAUCGACUGGCGUUAUAAAAAGAGCUGUAUCCAGUCUCAGUCAGUCUACCAAAUUAACAUCGCAAUCCUUGAGCAAAAAUGUAUGGAGAUCGCCUGGCUGCUACGAAAUCCCAAAUAUCCUGGGUCAUGCAUAUUUGAAGCCUGGCCCACCUGUUGCCUUUGAUCUUCGUCCUCUCAACCUAUCCAAGCAGAUAUCCAAAAAACCAUGGUACCCCCCUAAUCCGUACUACGAAGUACCUCCUUUGCCACCCUUGACUCGGUCAGGAAACAAAUUAGAAGCAAAGAUCCGCAAGAUGCUUCCAAAAAUAUCCAUUCGCUCUUCAGAUCCUCGGACACGAUAUGCACAGUUUAAAGAGAUAGGCACAGGUGUCAAUGGAGCAGUGAUACGUGCCAACUACCGCAAAAAGCAAGGUCAGCAAUGCGCCAUCAAACGAUGUAAAUUAGAUCCUGAUGUAGAGUAUCGUGCUGCCAUCCUGAGAGAGCUUCGCAUCAUGGCCACUGGACAUGCCAAUCUGAUCAAACUGAGAGAAAUCUUGCUCUGGCGUGAAGAUAUCUGGAUCAGCAUGGACCUGAUGCGCUGCUCAGUGUUUGCCGUUCUCUGUCAACGUGGAAUCCCGGAGGCGCAUACCAUCUUCAUUACCAGGGAAACGCUCAAGGGUCUGAUUUAUCUCCACUCAAAGGGCUAUCUUCACCGAGACAUCAAAUGUGAAAAUCUACUGCUGGGUUGGCAUGGUGAGGUCAAACUAGCUGAUUUCGGCCUGUCUGCAAAGACCAGUCGCAAGCAUCGUGAUCGCCUUGGUACAAGCAAAUGGAUGGCGCCUGAAGUCAUUCGAGAAGACUACUACAGUGAGAAGAUUGAUAUGUGGUCAUUGGGUAUAGCCGUCAUUGAAAUGAUGGAUCGUGUACCUCCUCAUUACUUGAUUAAGGAUGAAACAGAGCUGUUUAGUGUCAUUACCUCUGAACCGAGCCCCACAUUUACCUACAGCUACCCAAGCAUGUAUAUGCGAGGUCUCGUCGCUUGGCUUUUAGACGAGGAUGCCAACACGAGACCUGUGGCUAAAGAUGUCUUGCUGGAGAUUGAUACACACAUUCAGAGACACUUGCUUCCUUGUUCUUCACCCAUUGAAUUGGCCCAUUUCCUGAACCAAGUACUGAAAGUUUAA
This is a messenger RNA of Mucor velutinosus, 1239 nucleotides long. RefSeq lists its product as uncharacterized. Gene Ontology annotation, molecular function: ATP binding; protein serine/threonine kinase activity. The record is from RefSeq and is a predicted model, not a curated record. Gene Ontology annotation, cellular component: cytoplasm. The coding region runs from base 1 to 1239 and encodes 412 amino acids. The transcript has 5 exons. Gene Ontology annotation, biological process: regulation of MAPK cascade; protein phosphorylation; intracellular signal transduction. NCBI's taxonomy places the organism in Eukaryota, Fungi, Mucoromycota, Mucoromycetes, Mucorales, Mucoraceae.